Messenger RNA from Tripterygium wilfordii, 1599 nucleotides. RefSeq lists its product as uncharacterized. The transcript has 5 exons. The record is from RefSeq and is a predicted model, not a curated record. The coding region runs from base 484 to 1143 and encodes 219 amino acids. Lineage: Eukaryota; Viridiplantae; Streptophyta; Magnoliopsida; Celastrales; Celastraceae.
GCGAAACUGCCAAAGUUCCUAUGCCCAUCUGAUAUCCAUAACAAAAGGUUUUGACUUUUCAAUUUAUUAAUCCGAAUCAACCAGUUUACGCGAUUUGUUUUUCUGUGUUUGACCAAUAUUUUACGUUAAUUGCACAAGCUAAUCACGUUUAUUAUUCAUGAUUUCAUUCCAAGCAUGAGCCAGAGCAAGGUAGUAAUUUCUGUUCUUGCCGUUCGAUUCCCUUUUUUCUGAUGAUGUUAUAAGGAGAAUGUUGGGAUCUAUGGUCAUGAUUAACGCUGUAAUAUGGUUCCUUUGAGAUGAGAUUUCCACUGCUCUUCUGCUAUCACAUGAUUCGUAUGAUCUUUUAUUGAGUCACGUUUGUCAUGAUCUGUAUUUGUACGACAUCGUUAUUUUGAUGCAAGUUUCUUGAUGGGGUUGUCCAAAGUUAUGAUUUUUAGGCAAAUAAGAGGGAAAUCGAAGGGGGUGGUUGAGCUUUGAUUUGAAAUGGAGGAAGAUUCAUCGGAGAGGCGGGCUCUCCGCAUGUCGCAGAAGGAGAAGGAGAGGGAACGACGUCGCAUCAGGGACAGACAAAGACGGCAAUCGAUGAGUGCCGAAGAGCGCGCACACCACCUCGCUAGACGUCGGAGGAACUAUCAACUGAGGAGGCAGAGAGCUGAGAAUGCCAGGUUGGUCCCACAAUUUGAGGAGGAGACCACUCAGGUUCAACAUGAGCCGUUGAUUGAAGCGUUUAUUGUAUCUGAUGAUCAAGGGCAUGAUGUAAAGUCUGAGGUGGGUUUGAAACUUCCUCCACAUAUAUUAGCUAUGCUACCCAGAAGGCCUCGUUUGACUCAUUUUAAACAUCUUGCUCGGUCAUUGAAUGAUCAAGUGGGUGAAGAAGUUGCUAGUAACAAUCACAGACUUCAUGUGGAGGUGUUCGUGAAAGAUGGAGAAUCCUAUUGUGGAUCAGUAAAAGCUUUACGAUUAAAUUCUGUUAAGCGACUUGCUCGGGGAAUAAAUGCUACUGUGAUAGAGUCUGCAGAUCAAAACCAUCAAAGUGAAGGUAAACAGAAUGUGCAAUGUGGAGAGAGUCAACUCAAAAGUUGUGAGGUGCUGCAAGGUGUACAGCCUAAUAGUCUUGGUGGUGAAUACAAUCAACUUAGUUAGGAUGGUUAAAGUUCUCUCCUUGCUGAAGAAACGAAAUGUUCUGGUUGGCCAUAUAUAAAGUAUGGCAUUCACUUAGCUCCUCUUCAAAAUUUCUCAAUUGAAGACAUGCUAGACGAAACAAAUGUUAUAGUGUAAAAGAGAAGAGAAUCGCUGUAUGACGAACGAUUUUGAAGAAAACACCAAAGUUGUGGCUCCAUUCACAACGGAGGAGCACGGAGUUCUUCAGAUGCUUUGAAGUUUGAACAUUAUCCAAGAAUUAAACAUGAUGUAUUGACGUUCUUAGUGUUUCUCAGCAGAUUCAGGAAUUUCAGAUAUAUUAAUUACAUUACAUAUCUCAUUAUUAAGCAGAUCUUUAUUACUUUCUUGUUGGUUGCAUUGGUGCAGGGUUUCAAUAGUUUUGCUUCCUCCUGUUCUGUGUUACCAUCUUUUUAAGAUUUUAGCAUCUCUGCUGCUACA